CCAACAUUAUCUACCCCAAUUACCAUAUUAUCAAUUAUUUUAACCCCAAAUACCACAUUCCCCUUACGCCAACAUUAUCUACCCCAAUUACCACAUUCCUCUUACCCCAAUUACAAACAUUCUACCUUAACCCAAUUACAAUUAUUAUUUUUACCCCAAGUAUUGAUGCCCAAUUAACCUUACAUUCCUCUUACCCCAAUUACUAGGACUCACUGCCCAGUACAACUCUGCUGACACAAACUAGAAAUAUGAGCACAACAAAUUCUCAAUCUUGUUAACUUGGCCAUUGCAAUAGCUUCCUUCACCACUGCUUUUGCCUUCUCCUAUAUAAGUGUAUAUACAGUAUGAACAACAGUAUGAUGGUAGGGACGCAAACCUCUUCUUCUUCAGAGAAAAUCCGCAGGACUCCGACAGUGAGGUGGAACUUCUCAGGAGUCCAGUACAGAAGAUUUGAACAGCGAGACUCUGUCUCUGAUGUGGGGCACAGUGAGAGGGAUGCUGAUGAAGUGUGUGGGUUUCUCCUUCUCUCUGUUGGUCCAUUCAUUCCCCUUACCCCAACAUUAUAUACCCCAAUUCACAAUCAUUUUUACCCCAAUUACCACAUUCCCCUUACCCCAACAUUAUCUACCCCAUUAUCUACCCCAAUUCACAAUCAUUAUUUUUACCCCAAUUACCACAUUCCUCUUACCCCAAUUACUACAUUCCUCUUCCCCCAAUUACAAACAUUCUACCCCUAUUCUACCUUACCCCAACAUUAUCUAUCCCAAUUACCACAUUCCUCUUACCCCAAUUACAAGCAUUAUUUUUACCCCAAUUACCACAUUCCCCCAAUUACCUCAUUCCCCUUACCCCAACAUUAUCUUACCCCAAUUUCCAUUCCUCUUACAUUACAAUUAUUUUUACCCCAAUUACCACAUUCCCCUUACCCCAAC
This is a messenger RNA of Geodia barretti, 932 nucleotides long. The record is from the annotation of a GenBank genome assembly. NCBI's taxonomy places the organism in Eukaryota, Metazoa, Porifera, Demospongiae, Tetractinellida, Geodiidae.